CAUCGUGCUCUGCCCGGUUCCCGCGCCGGGACCGCCGAGUACGUUGUUCUGCCCGGCGCUCUGGGCUUGCGAGCCAGAGUCGGGUGGGCGGCUUCAUCAACGUGGGGCGGGCCGACCGGAAGCCUGCGGUUGUGGCCCCCGCCUCGGGAGCUCUGGGAGCUCGGGUGACCGCGUAGAAAUGAACACAGAAGCAGAACAACAGCUUCUCCAUCAUGCCAGAAAUGGCAAUGCUGAAGAAGUAAGGCAGCUGUUGGAAAACAUGGAGAGGAAUGAAGUAAUUGCUGAUAUUAAUUGCAAAGGAAGAAGUAAGUCUAAUUUGGGCUGGACACCUCUUCAUCUGGCAUGCUAUUUUGGACAUAGACAAGUGGUCCAGGAUCUGUUGAAGGCUGGUGCAGAAGUGAAUGUGUUAAAUGACAUGGGAGACACGCCACUUCACCGAGCUGCCUUUACAGGACGGAAGGAGUUGGUAAUGCUUCUUUUAGAAUAUAAUGCUGAUGCUACUGUUGUUAAUGGGAGUGGACAGACAGCAAAGGAAGUCACUCAUGACAAGGAAAUUAGAAACAUGCUUGAAGCUGUAGAAAGGACUCAACAAAGAAAGCUUGAAGAAUUACUUCUAGCAGCAGCAAGAGAAGGCAAAACAGCAGAACUCACAGCUCUGCUCAACAGGCCCAAUCCUCCUGAUGUUAACUGUUCGGAUCAGUUAGGAAAUACACCCUUGCACUGUGCAGCUUACCGGGCCCAUAAGCAGUGUGCCUUAAAACUACUAAAAAGUGGAGCCGACCCUAACCUGAAGAACAAAAAUGAUCAGAAACCUCUUGACCUUGCCCAGGGUGCUGAAGUGAAACACAUCUUUGUUGGUAAUAAGGUCACUUACAAAGCAUUGAAACGAUAUGAAGGCCCUCUCUGGAAGAGUUCAAGAUUUUUUGGCUGGAGAUUAUUCUGGGUAGUGUUAGAACACGGAGUCCUUUCAUGGUAUAGGAAACAGCCUGACGCAGUUCGUAAUAUUUAUCGCCAGGGAUGCAAACACCUGACUCAAGCAGUGUGCACGGUAAAAUCCACUGAUAGCUGCCUCUUCUUUAUUAAAUGCUUUGAUGACACUAUUCAUGGCUUCAGGGUUCCUAAGAAUAACCUUCAACAGUCAAGAGAGGACUGGCUGGAAGCAAUAGAAGAGCAUUCUGCUUACAGCACUCACUACUGUUCCCAGGACCAGUUGACCGAUGAUGAAGAGGAAGAUGCAGUAUCUGCUGCAGACUUGAAGGAAUCCUUAGAGAAAGCACAAACAUGCCAACAGAGACUAGACAGGGAAAUUUCCAGCUUUCUCAAAAUGAUUAAGGAGUGUGACAUGGCUAAAGAAAUACUUCCAUCAUUUCUUCAGAAAGUUGAAGUUGUCUCUGAAGCUUCUAGAGAAACUUGUGUAGCUUUGAGUGAUUGCCUUAAUCUCUUCACUAAACAAGAAGUGGUGAGGAAUUUUAAAUUGGAACAGGAGCAAGAAAAAAACAAAAUUUUGUCAGAAGCCCUGGAGACUCUAGCUACUGAACAUCAUGAAUUAGAGCAGUCUCUGGUUAAAGGAUCCCCACCUCUCAGCAUCCUUAGUGAGGACGAGUUCUAUGAUGCGUUGUCAGAUUCCGCGUCCGAGCAGUCCCUGAGUAGAUUGGAAGUGGUGACAGCACACUCCUUUGAAGAGGAAGGAGAGCAUUUGAGCAGCAGAAGACACAGAAUGUCUGAAGGAAAAGAUUGUGGCAGUGGAGAUGCUCUCUCCAAUGGCAUCAAAAAGCACAGGUAG
Molecule: messenger RNA, 1783 nt
Organism: Galeopterus variegatus (Sunda flying lemur)
Lineage: Eukaryota; Metazoa; Chordata; Mammalia; Dermoptera; Cynocephalidae
Product: oxysterol-binding protein-related protein 1-like
Exons: 17
Coding region: 179-1783 (534 amino acids)
Molecular function (GO): protein binding
Source: RefSeq, a predicted model, not a curated record